Messenger RNA from Contarinia nasturtii (swede midge), 1087 nucleotides. RefSeq names its product 39S ribosomal protein L2, mitochondrial (gene mRpL2). The record is from RefSeq and is a predicted model, not a curated record. Gene Ontology annotation, biological process: cytoplasmic translation. Gene Ontology annotation, molecular function: structural constituent of ribosome; RNA binding. NCBI's taxonomy places the organism in Eukaryota, Metazoa, Arthropoda, Insecta, Diptera, Cecidomyiidae. The transcript is spliced from 4 exons. The coding region runs from base 66 to 1010 and encodes 314 amino acids. Gene Ontology annotation, cellular component: ribosome.
GACAUUUCUCGUUGACUGUCAAUCGUACGGUAUUAGAUCCAAUGGAUUUUUGAUUCGAUAGCAGAAUGAACUCGAUAAGAGUACUUUUUUCGAAUUUAUCGCUUGGCAAGCAAUUGUUGUCGACCAGAAAUCAAUUGCCCAUCGUUAGUUUUGAACGUUCUUACAAAUAUCAAAAACAUGAUAUUCCCACACCAAAACCUGGCGGCGGCAAACAGUAUAGACGAUUGGUGCAUUAUCCCGAAGGUAAAAAAUAUACUGUAAAACCAUUGGAUGUGACUCAUUUGGCUGGUCGUGAUCCUGUAACUGGGCGCGUGGCGGCAAAAGGUAUUGGUGGUGGUGUAAAACACAAAUUCCAUUGGGUGAAAUAUGAUCGUGAUUGCCCCAAUGAUGUUUCGACUCAGGAAGAGAGAGUGAUUGAUGUCAUGUUUGAUGGACAUCGAUCGGCUGAUGUUGCAUUGGUCGGCACUGGCGAUAAACUACGAUACAUUAUUGCAACAGAGAAUAUGAGACCUGGUGACAUUAUCAAAACAUCACGCACCAUUCCUCGUAAUCCAGUUCGGGCCAGUGAAGGAGACGCAUAUCCAUUGGGUGCAUUGCCAGCGGGAACGAAAGUGCAUUGUAUUGAACAAACACCGGGAUUUCCAUAUCACAAAAUAAGAGCGGCUGGUACAUUGGGAACGAUUCUCCGAAAAUUUGAUAAAUACGUUGUAGUCCAAGACACGAGAAAACAUGAACUAGCUUUCCAUGAGACUUGUAUGGCUACAGUGGGCCGGGUGUCAAAUGUUGGCCAUCAAGAUGUUAAACUUGGUUCGCAUCAAAAAAAUCGUGAGCUCGGGAAUCGUCCACGUUCGGGACUGUGGCAACGAAAAGGCGGUCGAUUUGGGCGAAAAAUUAAGCCACAACCACCUAUGCGUAUUGUAUCUGGAAUGCCUCCAAAACCAAAGGAGGUGCUUAUUUUAACAAUGGAUCCACACCCUGAACCAGUGCCGAUUUAUGGCAAUGCAUUUUAAUUUAACACAAAAUAUCGGUUGAUGUAUUAGUCUUAGUAUAAAAGAAACAAAAAAACACUAAAUGCUUGCAAAACAGA